Messenger RNA from Aspergillus melleus, 594 nucleotides. RefSeq names its product rho GDP-dissociation inhibitor (gene RDI1). The record is from RefSeq and is a predicted model, not a curated record. Gene Ontology annotation, molecular function: Rho GDP-dissociation inhibitor activity; protein binding. NCBI's taxonomy places the organism in Eukaryota, Fungi, Ascomycota, Eurotiomycetes, Eurotiales, Aspergillaceae. The coding region runs from base 1 to 594 and encodes 197 amino acids. Gene Ontology annotation, biological process: Rho protein signal transduction. Gene Ontology annotation, cellular component: cytoplasm; membrane; cytosol. The transcript has 4 exons.
AUGACCGAACACGAUGAAGAUCUCGUGGCCUCCACCACUGAGGGUUUCAAGGUCGGCGAGAAGAAGACCAUUGAGGAAUAUCAGAACCUUGACAAGGACGACGAAGCCCUGAACCGAUGGAAGGCCUCGCUGGGCCUAGCCACCGGCACGCCCAUCGGUGACCCCAACGACCCGCGGAAAUGUAUCAUCAAGAGUCUGGCUCUGGAAGUCGAGGGACGACCGGAUGUGGUGAUCGAGUUGUCCGCGCCCGGUGCGCUCGACAACCUCAAGAACCAACCGUUCACUAUCAAGGAGGGCGCCACGUUCCGCAUCAAGGUCGUGUUCCAGGUGCACCACGAGGUCCUGAGCGGUCUGAAGUACCUGCAGGUUGUCAAGCGGAAGGGAGUCCGGGUUAGCAAGGACGAGGAGAUGCUGGGAAGUUAUGCCCCUAACACCGCCGAUAAGCCGGUAUAUGAGAAGAAAUUCCACCCCGAAGAGGCGCCGUCGGGUAUGCUGGCUCGUGGCCAUUACAACGCGGUCUCGAAGUUCCUGGACGACGACAACACCAACCACCUGCAAUUCGAAUGGUCGUUUGACAUCUCCAAGGACUGGUAG